Ostrea edulis (European flat oyster) is the source of this 3221-nucleotide messenger RNA. RefSeq lists its product as uncharacterized. The record is from RefSeq and is a predicted model, not a curated record. The transcript is spliced from 3 exons. NCBI's taxonomy places the organism in Eukaryota, Metazoa, Mollusca, Bivalvia, Ostreida, Ostreidae. Bases 1146 to 2183 code for a protein of 345 amino acids.
GAGAUCAGAAUACAGAUGUAGUCAUAUGUGUGUAUCAAUAAGAUAUAUAGGUAUUGAUUACAUAGCGGUUAUGUUGCAAUGAAAAUAAUCAAUAUAUUGAAACAAUCCAGAUUUGAAUCAGAAUACCAUUCUAACUUAUAAAAUAUAUCAUGAGGGAGGAGAGAGGGUCCUAAAAAUUUUCUGACCCGUGUGUUUCUGAUUUUCUCCACAAAUUGUUCAAGGUUUGCGCGACUCAAUUUUUGUACCCACGGGUUGAAGACCAGAAAUGACAACUCAUGUUCAUAUUUGUUACAAAUGUUCAACGAAAAGAGGAUUGUAAUCCCUUUGAUCUCCGCCCCUCUAAAUCCACCACUGACUUUGAUUGAAUAUCUUAUUUUUUUUUUUUUCGUUUUAUUUUAUUUAUUUUUCUUUUCGUCUUUGACAACUUCUGUUUAUAUUCUGACUUCAGUGCUAUUCGCUGUGGUUGUGGAUUUUUUUGAUCGAGAAUCCAGAAAUGCUGUCAAUCAGUAUAAAAUCAACGUUCUAUACAACCAGAGCUUUUUAUUUAUAUCUAAUGACUCUUCUAUAUAUUAAUAUUCAGGAAUAUAAUUGUGACUGCUUAAUCGGCGCUCUGUAUCUCAUUUUGAUUCCCUGUUACAGUUUGGUUUGUUGCUAAAUUACAUGGGCAUAAAAACGAAACAUCAGUUUAAUACAUGUAGAAAUCAGACUAAAUAGUUUCCCUUUGGUUCGGAAGGUGACUCCAUACGUUUUAGGGGAAGCUGAGUGCGUGUCGUAUUACUUAGAUGGUGUGUCGAUUAGCGCUUUUUCACUGCACCGUAAGCCUAGUAAUAUAUAAACUGCAAGUGUCCAUCUAAGUCUCUCUGUUAAUGGUCUAAUGUCUGGACAUCGGAAAUUGUAGUUAUUUAUAGAUUUUGGAUGUACGCAGCAAGCGCCGGUUAGAAAAAGCAGCAGUUAAGACGCAAGGGAGGACUCGCGCAAAUCGUAUGUACAUAAUUAUCUACAUCUAGCCGCACAGGAAAGCUAUACAGCGGGAAUGGGUGAUAUUGCGGUGUAUUAGAGGAGAACUCGUGUUGAAUGAUUCGGUAACAGCUGAUUUUCAGAGGUAAUUGUGUCGCUGAUACAUGUAAGUGUGUACAUGCAACUCCAUGCAGAAAAUCAGCAGGUUCGGGAUGAGAGGGCAGUGUAGACUAAGCACUGUAUGUCUUGUGCUGGUGUCGUUUGGAUUUACAAUUUUGGUGUACUAUUACCGAGUUGGGCAUUUUAAGGAAUCGACUGAAGUAACAAAUGAAAGUUUAAACAGUGUGAAGGAAUUUCAGAUUCCACAGAAAUCUGAAAAUAUAGAAAAACAAGUAUCACGUUCACAUGGGAAACAGCUUGAAAUACAAGAAGACAAGGACAAAGCUGAUGACAUCAAACGAUAUCUUUUGGCUCCGCAUCCGGAGGGAAACGUGGAAAACGUGGACAAAAUGUAUUCCCAGGCAAAACAGGACCAAGUGGUCUAUGACAUAGUAAGGAAGGAGGGUGGGUUUUUCGUUGAUAUUGGUGCACACGACGGACAAUUCUUAUCCAAUUCGUUGUGGCUUGAACGAAAACACAAAUGGACGGGACUUCUUAUCGAAGCCAAUCCAGAUCUAUGUCAAAAAAUAGAUAAGUUGAAAAGACAUGCUUGGAGGAUGUGUGCGUGUCUCUCUAGUACUAUGAAGUCCGUGUCUUUCAUUAAAGGCGAUACGGUUGGUGGUGUUGAACAACAUGUAGACAAGCAUCACAUGAAAAUGUUAAACAAUCAAAACAAAAUCACUGUCCCUUGUUUUAGUCUGGAGACUGCAUUAGGGGAAAUCAAAACCACCCAUAUCGAUUUCUUUUCACUGGAUGUAGAAGGUGCAGAAAUGGCAGUAUUGGGAUCGCUACAAGAUGGACUGAAAUCUAAGAAGUUUUUUGUAGACGUUUGGUCAAUUGAAUACAGAGUAUGGGAUGGACAGAAAGUGGUCGUGGAAAAAUCUCUGGAAAAUUUGAAUGCAUUAAGAAAGUAUUUCCAGACACUUGGUGGUUAUAGCGAACAUUCCCAGCUAUCAAACGACGGAAACUUUAAGGACGGAUACGCGCUAGAUGUUGUGUUUGUACGUAACGAGAUGUGGUGUAAGUCACGUGACAAGUUACCAAAUGGCACUGUGUGUACAAGAUGAUAUGCUUAAAUAUUGAUUUAGAUCAUAUUAUAUUCUCAAUCAGAAAGAUAUUGUCACCUGGGGAAACUCAAAUCAUUUUAAACAUGAGAGAGAAAAAAGAAAGAUAGAGAGAGAAAAAAAGAAAGAGAGAAGAGUUCAUACAAAAUGUAUUGAUUACAUUCGCUAAUGCAAUGAAGGUGUUCAUGAUAAUUUACGCGAACUUACCAACAAUUCAAAUACUCAGAAAUCCAGCAAUGUAUUCAACAUGUACACAUGCAUAAUAAUUAGUGUUGUGUGUGCGUGUCUGUUUCCUUUGAUUUCAUUAGAGACCAGUGAUUGCUCUUCAGUACAUAUCUAUCAUUGAAUGAGGAAGUGAUGUGUAACUUUGUAUAUAUGUCGGUUCAUGAGUGUUAUCAUAUGCAUUUUGAAGCCUGCGUCUCAUUUCACUUCUGUUGAUAUCAUUGAAAUAAUCAUAUUUUCUUCUAUGUCAGCAAAUAACAAAACCAUCAUACGUUUUGUGUAGAAAAUGAAGUUUUUGAAGCAAAUGUGCAUUCAAAUACAAACACAAAAUAACUUGUAGCAUGUAGUUGAAACAAUAAUUAUGAGUGUAUGUGUCUAUAACUGAUCAAAGUACUGGGAAUACCAAAGGUCAAGUAUGUAGAAAAUGUCAAUAAAAAAUACUCCUAUUUGCAUUUUAUUUAAAUGUAGCCAGAAAUAUGUGUGUUUGUAUAUCAGAAGAAAGUGGAAGUAUCCAAAAAUUGAAAACUCGGUCAGUAAUGAUAUGAUUAAUAUUAUAAAAGUACAUCCUGCGGGUGAAUAUGGUUACUGUGGUUUCUAAUAAUUGUAGUUCAGUCCGUGCGGUCUGUUCUAAUAUAGGUUUUCAAACUGUACAUGCGUUUCUGUGGAAAUAAUGUUUUGUGAGUGUAUGUUAAAAUAUUUUGAGGAUGUAUGUAAUACGUACUUCAUUGGGAAUGGGAGUUAUUGUUGAUUUUAGUCUUUAAGUUGUAUAAUCUGUACAAAUAAAUCAAGGGUGUUAAGAUACCCAAAAAAUGUAAUAAA